Molecule: messenger RNA, 6726 nt
Organism: Coniosporium apollinis CBS 100218
Lineage: Eukaryota; Fungi; Ascomycota; Dothideomycetes
Exons: 4
Coding region: 1-6726 (2241 amino acids)
Biological process (GO): protein phosphorylation; phosphorelay signal transduction system
Molecular function (GO): ATP binding; phosphorelay sensor kinase activity; protein binding
Source: RefSeq, a predicted model, not a curated record
AUGGGACCGGAGAUACGCCAGCUGUUGAUGCGCUUAUCCGAGUGCACGUUGGACAAGUAUACCUGGGACAAGGAAACGCCGCCUUUCCAUAGUUCAUACGACAACUGGCACUUCUUCGGCUUCCGUACUCCGUCCUCAAAGGACACGGCGUCUACAGCGUCUGCUACCAGCGGGUCUCAGAAAAGUGCCCCUUCUCCCAACCCUGAUACUAGACCGCUUCCUGAAUUGCGUAGAGCAUCGGACAGCACUAGCAGUAUACACACCUCUACAACAGGAGAGUCUCAGACUGUGCAAGUAGUAGCAAGACUGUCGAGCCAUGUGCUUCGGAUCGAACGAGAAUUUCAACUCUGUAAGCGGAUUGUUAGCCGGAGCGAUCCACAAUGCGAGCACUUCGUCCGCCCAGUCGAGCUGGUGCGCCUUCCGGCGCGGUAUGGGGGUGACGCUUUGGUCGCCGCAAUAUUCGAAGCUCCAGGCGAAAACUACCUGCGGGAACUGGUAGAAUUUGGGCCCAAUUUCUACAGGGGCGCAUCGAAUGAGCUCAGUGGGAGCCCGAUCUCAUAUGGCAUGAGAAAGCCCGAUCAGACUCCUCUGGUGCCCUUUUUGGCAUUUGCAAUAGGUGCGGCUCGAUGCCUUGAGAUUAUCCAUCACGAACUGGGCAUUGUCCACGGAGAGCUGCGUGGUGAUGCUUUCCAUUUCAACCAGCAGACUGGCUCUGUAAGGAUGCUUAACUUUGGUUCCGGCGCUCGCUCCUUUGAGAACGGCUUGACGUCUGCGGGAUGGGCUGUGUUAUCGCGGGAGGUUGGAGUGGAGCAUAAACUUCAGUUCAUUGCGCCGGAGCAGACAGGCCGCCUGCCGGCUGAACCCGAUAGUCGGACAGAUAUCUACAGUCUGGGGGUUCUUUUCUGGACCAUGCUUACGGGUGAGCCUGCUUUUGAAGGCCGAACGCCACUGGAGAUUAUGCAGAGUGUUCUUUCUCGCCGCAUUCCGCCUGCCUCGUCGAAGCGAAUGGACAUACCGGAGAUACUCUCUCUGGUCCUUCAAAAAAUGACACAGAAGAAUAUCGACGACAGAUACAAUUCUACGUCGGCGCUCAGGUACGACUUGCAGCAGAUCCAGAAGUUUUUGAUGGACGGCGAUGCAGAGGGGCUCAAAUCAUUUUGCAUUGGGACAAAAGAUGUAUCCUGCUUCUUCAAUCUUCCUUCCCAUCAGAUUGGGCGCGCGAGGGAAAGGCAAACCAUCAUCGACGCGAUAGAUAGGGUAAGCCAAGUGCAAUCCACCAGUCUCCCACAGCAUCUUCACACUCUCAGCUCCUCCUCCUCCGUUUCCGAUCCGCGUUACGACAACAACCAAAUGGACGAAGUUCUGUCAGACACCACAAGCUCGAAGGGCUCGCAAAGCAGACUCAACAGUGGCUUAUCCGCAGCACCGCCUCCUAAACCGAAUAAGACUCCGCAGGACUCGCAGGAGAGCGUGCUUAAAUCGGAGUCCUCUGGCGACGGUACCGCAGUAAGGCCUCCACCAGCGCCUCAUUUCUCAGUUGAUAGUCGAGUAUCGCAUCCAAGCUUUGACAGCAGCACGCAGCGAUCUACGCCUGCCAAUACGUCUUCGGACGGCCAAGCCCCACUACUAAGGAAUGUCAAGAAGCUCAAACGAAAGGCCAGGACUGAGUUCAUCAGUAUAUCAGGCGCCGCUGGCUUUGGAAAAUCCUGUUUGAUACAAAGCAUUCAGCCUGCAGCGCGGAGUCAUGGGUAUUUUGCCUGGGCGAAAUUUGACCAGGCUAAGAGAGUACCCUUUGAUCCGUUACUCCGAGUGAUAUCCUCUUUGUUCCGCCAAAUAUUCUCAGAGAGCGACGUUUCCACGCAAUUCCACAACAAUAUCAGAGUUUACGUUGGCCCUGUAUGGGGGAUGCUACACUCUUACCUGGACCUGCCUGAAUGGCUUCUUUCCAACUCCGGUGUCUCACCAAACAACCAACCGCAGCGGAGUGCCCGAGCUGGUGCUUCGUCCUCUCAAGCCAUGCAUUGCGGCAACGCAACCAACACCGCCGCAGAGUGGCUCCGGUCAGGGGGCUCCACUAAGACUUCCCGACUUGUUAAUAUCUAUCUCGAUGUUCUGCGGCUGUUAGCUGUUCAGAAAUUCAUUUGCUUUUGUAUAGACGACAUGCAGUUCGCUGACGAGGAGAGCGUGGAGCUGAUUCAGAGCAUUGCAUCUGGAAAGAUCCCAAUGGUCUUCAUAGUCACCUACCGUCAGGAAGAGGCCUUGCCGAAGAAGGUGCGGUCCCUCGUAAGCUCUGCCACUCACAUCCAACUGGCCCCAUUCUCCGAGGAAGAGACCGCUGAAUAUGUCUCGGCAACCUUACACAGAGAAAAAGAAUAUGCCUUGCCGCUCGUGGCGGUCAUCCAGGAGAAGACGAACGGUAACCCAUUCUUUGUGCGGGAAAUUCUCGAUGUCUGUCAUAGGAAAAAGUGCUUGUUCUAUAAUUGGAAAGAUUCGUUGUGGGAGUACAAUCUCGACCGCGUUUUUACUGAGCUUGAAUCACAGUCAUAUGGCUCUCAGCUCAACAACGAUUUUAUCGCAAAAAAGCUACUGGAACUUCCUGCGGCGACCAGGUCGCUGCUCGCAUGGGCAUCGCUUAUGGGCAACUCGUUCUCAUUCAGCCUUGUAAAAAGACUUAUGAGCGGGAACAACGCCGUGUCCGACUCGUUCAACCUUCCCCGGCUGAGAUCUCAGGCCAUUGUUGACGCCCUUCAAGGCGCACUGUCAUCCUACGUGCUGAUGACUGGCGAGGAUGAAGACCAUUUUAGGUUUUCCCAUGAUCGCUACCUACAAGCUGCUUUGACACUUACAGAGCACUAUGACAGAGACGAAAUGCACUUUGUAAUAGCUAAGAUGAUGGUAGACUAUGACUCGAAAAGCUCCAAGCUUCUCAAUUCAAGUUCUCUAUAUUUGAGAAGCCGACAUAUCUGCUUGGCUGUCAAUCUCAUCAAAUCCAGGGUUUCCAAUAGGGUUCAGUAUCGCGAUAUCCUCUAUCGAGCUGCUGAGAACGCUUGUGAAUCUGGAGCACGCCCCACUGGUCUCAAGUAUUACACAAACUGUUUGAAACUGCUUCAGAAAAACCCUUGGGACGACACACUGCCAGAUGUCUAUUACGAGGAGACGUUGAGACUCUAUACGCGUACAGCUGAGUGCCAUUGGCACGAGGGUCAUUUCGAGCCAGCUCUGGGCCUCAUACAGAACACUUUCACCAACGCCAAGGAUGCUGUCGACCGGGCCCCUAGCUUUAUCCUGAAAGCGCGAGUGUAUGCAGUCAAAGGUGACAACUCUGCAGCUUUUCAGGCUCUGAAGCACUGCCUAGAGGAGUUGGAUUUCGAUAUUCCGGAUACAACCUGGGAGUCGUCCGACUCUGAGUAUCAUAGGAUCUGCGCUCUUUUGAAAGACGCCGACACGGAUACACUGCUCUCAAGACCGCCGUCCACAGACCGUGUACUGCUCACUACGAGUUCGAUUCUGGCGGAGCUAAUAAGCGCAACCUUUUGGACUAGUUCCCUGCUCUUCUACCAGUUGACUUUGCUUAUGGUUGAAAUGCACCUCACGAGGGGGACCGUGCCGCAAAUGGGACUAGGCUAUAUUAACCUAGCCUCAAUUAUGGUCGCACGAUUUGACCAGACUGAUCUUGGGACACGGACCGCUACUAUAGGCAAAAGCCUCUUGGAUCAAUUUGUCGAUUCGCAUACGGUUGGACGCGGUGAAACUCUUCACGCUCUGUUUAUUGGUCAUCUCGAAACCCACCUGAAUGACCAGUUUCCAACAUUGGAACAUGCUCUGGACGCGACCAUAACGGCUGGCGAUCGCAUACUGUCGUUACUGAACCUUGGGAUCGUAUCAGCAUUUAAGUUGUGGUCAUGCAUGGAUCUCGCCGAAGUAGAGACUUUCGCUAAUGAAGCGCCAUCUGAGUACCCUUGUUGGGACCAGGACCUGCGCGGUGGUGUAAUGCUCGUGUCUGUACGGCAGUCUGCGCGUGCGUUGCAGGGUAAGCUGUCCCGUCACAGCGAGAGAGCGCUCAAAACCGGCGAUGUCUUGUCUGAUGCCGAGCAUGAUUCCGCACGGUAUCUUGAGUUUAUGGACACAAAUUCUCCCAAUCCCCAGCGACCCCAGACUUUCUAUCUAAGCUGCUUGCUGCCCGUCCUCUUCGUGUAUGGCUUCAUCGCUGAGGCCAUUGAUGUGGGAGAGAAGCUUUUACCCAUGUCCGAAGGCUUGUGGAGCAUGCGAACCUCAUAUUCAAAUCUCUUCUAUCUGUCAUUGUCCUACUUGGAAAUCCUACGGCGGGAGCCUACUCGUCCAAACAAGGAUGAACUACUUCAACAAGUCGGUUCGUACAUCGACAAGAUACGCUCCUGCGCAAGCGUCAACGACGUUAACUACCGGCAUUGGCUAUGCACUCUUGAUGCGGAGCUUGCCAAUUGCAGGGGAGAAGGCGUUAAGGCGACUUCGAUGUAUGAGGCGGCUCUGGAUCACGCCGAGUCAAAUGGCUUCACCCUCGACGAAGCCCUUAUCUACGAGCUCUACGCAGGAUACUCCAUCACCUUUGGGGCACGCAGGCCAGCUCGCCGGUUAGCCGCGGACUCCAUAGCGGCUUACAGGCGAGUAGGCGCCUAUGGCAAAGCCCAGCAGAUCACCGAGAAAUAUGAAUGGCUACUGAAAGGAGACGCUUACAUGAGAACCAUAGACGCGGGAUGUCAGACUGACAUUAUCGAUACCGGAAACAGUCUGUUCAAGCUCGAGCAAAACCAAGAUCAGACAGUAGAGAAGCUCGGCGCCGAAUCAUCAGUGGACCGAACAAACGCCUGGCUUGCGCCGGGGAUGCCUGGCCGAACCGAAGGUACGGCACAGCAUGGUGAUCUGGGUAGCGGCUUCGCAGCAGUGGGACUAGACAUGAUCGACCUUGCCAGCAUCCUCGAGUCAAGCCAAGUACUGUCUUCAGAGCUACAGGUUGAUCGGCUCCUUGCGAAGAUGACAGAGAUCAUCAUAGAGUCCACCAGUGCAGAGUUAGGGUUGAUCGCCGUCAAGGACGAUUCAAUCGGUUGGGGCAUUGCUGCAGUCGGCAACCCUGACGGUGUCACUGCUUACUCCGGUGGACAAUCAUUGGACACUGUCGACGAUCAGGUUGGCAACAAGCAGGUUAUAAACUAUGUGCUUCGCUUCAAAGAGACUGUAUUCGUGCAGAACCUGCUCCACGAUGAGAGAUUUUCUAACGUGCCAGAGUCACAUCGAAGACGCAACCCGGAGGGGAAGGCAGUGAUGUGUCUUCCGAUCAUUCAUGGCUCAGAAGCUCUGCUCGGCUGUAUCUAUCUCGAGGGGCCUCCGAAUACCUUUACGGAACGCAACAUUACCGUGCUUCGUCUGCUCGUUAAUCAGAUAGCUAUCUCUCUGGCCAACGCUCUGCUUUUCAAGGACCUUGGACGGGCCAGCGCCAACAAUGCCGCAAUGCUGGAGAUGCAGAAAGAGGCCCUGGCCAAUGCAAGAAAGGCGGAGAGCAUAGCAGUUAGGAACAUGAAGCUUAAGGAGGAAGCCUCGAAAGCCAAGUCGUUGUUCCUCGCCAACGUGUCGCACGAACUGCGGACUCCCUUGAACGGUGUCAUUGGCAUGAGUGAACUUCUCAAGGGUACUAGCCUCGAUUCGGAGCAGAUAGGCUUUGCCGACAGCAUUCGUGUCUGUGCCGAUACGCUCCUGUCAAUCAUCAACGAUCUUCUUGACUUCACCAAGUUAGAAGCGGGCAAGAUGAAGAUGUAUUCGGUGCCACUGAACCUUACCGGCACUAUCAAAGAGGUCGUCCGGGCGCUGUCUUACACCAAUCUCGAGAAGGGGUUAAGGACAGUUGAGCAGCUCGAAAUCGACCCCAAUCUUUACGUGUUAGGCGAUCCAGUGCGAAUGCAUCAGAUCCUUAUGAAUCUCCUUUCGAACAGCUACAAGUUCACUGCUCGCGGUCAGGUCACUGUCAUGGCCAAGGUCGACCGAGAAGACAGAGCCACCAUCGACAUCACGUGCGCGGUAUCUGACACGGGCAUUGGUAUCCCAGAAGAGGCGAGGGUAAAGCUGUUUCAGCCCUUCAGUCAAGUUGAGAACGGAGCAUCACGAAGUUAUGGAGGCACGGGCCUUGGCUUGAGCAUCUGCAAAGCCAUCAUCGAGAACGUGAUGGGCGGGAAGAUUUGGCUUGAAAGCACACCAGGAGUUGGCACCACAGUGUCUUUCUCGUUGAGGUUCAAGAAAGCCACGAAAUCGGACGCUGCGCCCCCAAUGGACCACCCUCUGUCAUCGGAGCUCAGCCCCGUCAACACGCCAUCAGAAACAUCGAUCAUUGACCUCUCCAAGGUACCGCGGGACAAACUCCGAGUGGCAGUUGCGGAAGACAAUCCCAUCAACCAAAAGAUCGCCGUCUCUUUUGUGCAGAAGCUCGGCUUUAAGUGCGAGGCCUUCGGUGACGGGCAGCAAGCUGUUGAUGCCUUGGAAAGAGCGAGCGCCGAAGGCAACCCUUAUCACCUCGUGUUGAUGGACGUUCAAAUGCCUGUUCUAGACGGCUACGAUGCAACUCGCGGAAUCAGGAGACACAAAGAUCCCACUGUUCGCAGCGUCUUAAUCAUAGCGAUGACUGCAUCUGCGAUUCGAGGAGACCGAGAGAAGUGCUUAGAAGCGGGCAUGAACAACUAUCUGGCAAAGCCCGUCCGGUAA